Phytomonas sp. EM1 is the source of this 435-nucleotide messenger RNA. The record is from the annotation of a GenBank genome assembly. NCBI's taxonomy places the organism in Eukaryota, Euglenozoa, Kinetoplastea, Trypanosomatida, Trypanosomatidae.
GUUCUCGAAGGGUUUCCUUAUUUAACAUGGUAGAUGAGCGGAUUCUGUUGGUAACAGGAAUCCCAUCGAAGGCGUUCAACGGUGAAUAUCUUUAUAAGCUUUUCAGUGAAUAUGGAGCCAUUCAGCAAAUAAGUAUAGGCUCUUCUUCCCUCACUAAGGGCUGCGCAAUAGUAGUAUACGAGCAAUGCGAAUCAGCCACUAAUGCCAUUUCUGCGCUGAAUGAUUAUGCCAUUGGGAAGGAUCGCAUCUUGCGCAUUUCAGUAUAUGACGAAGUUAGGGAUAAGAAGGCUCUAGAACGAAGAAAGAGAAGGAGGGAUUUACAUGCAGAAUAUAAGAAAAGUAUAUUUGAAUCUGUUGCAGGGAAGGACUAGAAUUGAAUGCCAAGUUUGUUAAGAGAUCUGUUUUAACAUCGCAUUAUGCGUUUGUAAAAGAAAA